UAUUGUUAGCAAGCAGAUCUUCAGUAAGACUAGUGAUUCCUCGUGUUCCUAUUGUUGGUUUAGUUUGUUGUAUGCCUUUUUAAGUCAUUAGAAAUAGUGUAGUAGUUCUCAAUAAUGGAUCUUAAUAAAUGCUUAAGCUUACUAGCCAUUGUAAUGUGUAUUGUGGUUGUAGAUGCAGAUGCAAAAACCAUUCAACUUGAACAUGCGACACCGCCGGCUUGUGGACAGUCACCAUCGGAUCGUAUAGCCGGUGGAUCUGGCAUUCUAAUGUACGAGUUUCCAUGGACGUCGCUGAUCGAGUACGAGAAACCAAGUGGAGAGGUUGAAUUUCUUUGCGGAGGAGCACUCAUUCACAAACGCUACGUUGUUACGGCUGCCCAUUGUACCACUUCAAUUCCGUCUGGCUGGAAGUUAAAACGCGUUCGUCUCGGUGAAUGGGAUCUGAGCCGAUCCCCUGACUGCGAGGGAGACGUCUGCGCACCAGCACCGAUCGAUGUGAAUGUAGAGAGUACAAUUGUACACCCGGAGUUUACUAAGAGCGGUAAAACCGCUAUCAAUGACAUCGCGUUAAUCCGGCUCGAAAGAAAUGUCACGUUCACCGAGAUGGUUCAUCCCGUAUGCCUACCAACGACGGCAUUGGCAGGAAACGAGAGCAAUGACGCUGGUUUAGCUUACAGUAGUGGCUGGGGCCGAACAGUAGCUAUGUUGCGGAGUGAUAAGAAACAGAAAUUUGUCAUGCAUAUCAAGAAUCAUUCAGUUUGCUCGGCAGCAUAUGAACCAUUUGGACUCGAUCUGCAAGCAACGCAAUUGUGUGUCGGAGAUAAUGGAAACUUAGACGCCUGUCGUGCCGAUUCUGGUGGGCCACUGAUGCGAGAGAUCGAUGGAGCCUGGUAUUUGCUGGGUUUAGCUAGCUUUGGACCAAAACGCUGUGAAAAUAAUAAGGUUCCGGAUGUGUAUACGAAGGUGUUAGAGUACACGAGUUGGAUUCAAGAUAACAUUAACACAUUCUAGAUUUCUAGAACUAAUAAGAUGACAUUUGUUUGGCAACAUACAUUUGACCCUUUGCGAAUAUUACAUAAUAAAAAGAACGUAUCUAUCGGCAACA
Molecule: messenger RNA, 1105 nt
Organism: Anopheles aquasalis
Lineage: Eukaryota; Metazoa; Arthropoda; Insecta; Diptera; Culicidae
Product: CLIP domain-containing serine protease 14D-like
Biological process (GO): proteolysis
Molecular function (GO): serine-type endopeptidase activity
Source: RefSeq, a predicted model, not a curated record